Molecule: messenger RNA, 1999 nt
Organism: Prunus persica (peach)
Lineage: Eukaryota; Viridiplantae; Streptophyta; Magnoliopsida; Rosales; Rosaceae
Product: protein NRT1/ PTR FAMILY 2.9
Exons: 5
Coding region: 77-1915 (612 amino acids)
Biological process (GO): transmembrane transport
Cellular component (GO): plasma membrane
Molecular function (GO): transmembrane transporter activity
Source: RefSeq, a predicted model, not a curated record
GCACAACUUUGAAGACACAGAGGUAUCUGGUAAGAAGUAAACUAGUCGUGUGCACAGCUCUGUUCCUGCUUUGAAAAUGAGAGAGAUCGUGGAGAAGAAUGAGAGAGAUGAUAGCAUGGAGAAGACUGAGAGAGAUGAUAGCAUGGAGAAGACUGAGAGAGGUAAUAGUUCUAGAACUGAGGAGCCAGUUAACUACAGAGGAUGGAAAGCAAUGCCAUUUGUCAUAGGAAAUGAAACAUUUGAGAAGCUGGGAGCCAUUGGCACCUUGUCCAACCUCUUGGUCUAUCUCAUUAGUGUCUUCAACAUGAAGAAGAUCACAGCUGCAACUAUGCUCAUCAUCUUCAAUGGCACCACCAACUUCGCUACCUUGCUCGGAGCUUUCGCUUCAGACACUUAUUUCGGUCGCUAUAAGACUCUGGGUUUUUCUUCAUUCGCUUCUUUUUUGGGGCUGCUGCUGAUAGAUCUUACAGUAGUGUUCAAGAAGCUGCAUCCUCCUCAUUGCAAAGCAGAAGAAGGAGAAACAUGUAAAGGGCCAACAACUGGGCAGAUGGCAUUUUUACUAACUGGUUUUGCACUACUAGUGGUAGGAGCUGCAGGCAUCAGGCCAUGUAACUUGGCAUUUGGAGCUGACCAAUUCAACCCCAAAACAGAAUCUGGGAAAAGAGGCAUCAACAGCUUCUUCAAUUGGUACUUUUUCACCUUCACUUUUGCACAGAUGGUAGCUUUGACCCUCAUUGUCUAUGUUCAAUCAAAGAUAAGCUGGGCUCUUGGGUUUGGCAUUCCACCCAUUCUAAUGUUAAUAUCAUGUGCCCUCUUCUUUAUGGGUUCAAAAAUGUAUGUGAAAGUAAAAGCCACAGGCAGCCCUAUUACAAGUCUAGCACAGGUCAUAGUGGUUGCUAUCAAGAAAAGGCAUUUGAAGCUAUCAGAGCCAGAGCAACCAUGGUUCUGCAUGUUUAUUUAUAUGCCUCCCAAUUCUAUCAACUCCAAGCUUCCUAACACAAAUCAGUUCAGAUACCUUGACAAAGCAGCAAUUCUUACACCCCAAGACGAAAUACUCCCGGAUGGAUCAGCAGCUAAUCCUUGGAGACUUUGCAGCAUGCAGCAAGUGGAAGAAUUGAAAUGCCUGCUGAGAGUUUUACCAAUAUGGGCUGCAGCUCUCGUAUGCCAUGUUGCAAUAGUCCAACUGCAAACCUACGUUGUCUUUCAAGCCAUUCAAUCCGAUAGACGCCUUGGAAACACCAAUUUCGACAUCCCACCUGCAUCCUACUCUGUCUUCUUGAUGCUGAGCAUGACCAUUUGGAUACCAAUCUAUGACCAACUUGUUGUCCCAUUCCUCCAAAGGCUCACAGGAAAAGAAGGCGGCAUCACUCUCUUGCAGAGGAUAGGAAUUGGCACGUUUCUCACUGUAAUCUGCAUGAUAGUAUCUGCAUUUGUUGAAGAACGCCGAAGGACUAUAGCUCUAACUAAACCGAUUCCAGGACCAAAGGGUGCCAUUUCUUCCAUGUCAGGCUUUUGGUUGAUCCCUCAGCUCUCAAUUGCUGGACUUGCUGACGCAUUCACCACCGUUGGUCAAAUUGAGUUCUACUACAAGCAGUUCCCUGAAAACAUGAGAAGCAUUGCAGGGUCUCUCUUCUUUUGUGGAAUAGCAGGUUCAAGUUACUUAAGCAGUUUGUUAAUUGCGGUAGUUCACCGGACGACUGAGGGGGCUGCAACUGGAAAUUGGCUGCCAGAAGAUCUAAACAAGGGGAGAUUGGACUACUUCUAUUACUUGAUUGCUGCUCUAGGAGCCAUUAAUUUGGGCUACUUUUUAGUUUGUGCAAAUUGGUACAAGUACAAAGGUACUGAGAACAACAAUGCCCUUGGAGUUGAAGUUGAACUGGUGAGGGAAAAACUGCUGGUUGAUAAUGAAGCUUAGAAGUUAUCACAUUAGUUCAUGAUAUGCUAUAGCAACUGAUCCUUGUAUAUGUUUUACAUUGAAAGUGCUUAAGAAUUUGAGACA